Exophiala xenobiotica is the source of this 1065-nucleotide messenger RNA. RefSeq lists its product as uncharacterized. The transcript has 4 exons. The record is from RefSeq and is a predicted model, not a curated record. Lineage: Eukaryota; Fungi; Ascomycota; Eurotiomycetes; Chaetothyriales; Herpotrichiellaceae. Bases 202 to 1065 code for a protein of 287 amino acids.
CUCAUCUUGGAGACACCCCGAGCAACCCAGGGAGACCGAAUCUCUCAUUCCUGAUUGUUGGUGGAAAUUCGACCCCUAGGCAAGCACAUCAACAGGGCACAUUGACCGCUUCUUCCCCCAGAUAUCCCCGAGACCAACCGGUUAUUUUGCACAACACCUCAAGACACCCAUUGGGAACGACUCGCAAUAACAAGAUUCAAUAUGGCGCCUCAGACUUCUAUUCCACCUGCGGCAAAUGUGCUUGGUACAAUCGGCACGGUUUUCUGGUGCGUCCAGCUCCUUCCUCAGAUAUAUCGAAGCUACCGCACCAAGUCGACCGAAGGAGUACCGCCUGCCAUGAUGUUCCUGUGGUCGGCCAGCGGGGUGCCAUUCGGGGCUUAUGCAAUCGUUCAAAACUUCAACAUCCCCAUCCAGAUCCAGCCACAGUGUUUUUGUCUUUUCUGCCUUGUCAAUUGGGGUCAAUGCAUGUACUACUCGAGCAAAUGGAAGGCAAGGAACGUCUUCCUGAUCUGUACGGCCAUCCUUGUGCUCGACGGAGGUCUUCAAGGACUUCUCGUCUGGCUCCUUCGCAAGGCCUACUACGAAAAGAAUCUGGAAUGGCCCUUGACAUUGAUAGGCGCACUAGCUUUCAUCCUUCUUAUCUCGGGAUAUAUUCCCAUACCUUUCGAGUUGAUCAAGCGAAGAGGAAGGGUGGUUGGCAUUGACUUUCUGUUCCUCAUUAUCGACUGGUUUGGAGCAUUUUUCUCCUUGAUGUCACUGGUGGCCCAAAAUACUUUCGAUCCUUUAUUCGGGACAUUGUACGCUUUGUGCGCGUUCCUGGAGAUGUCUAUGUUCGUCUCCCAUGGUAUCUGGCUCCUUCGGACUCGCCGUGUGCGGAUGAAAUGCAAGGAAGCUGGCUUGGAAUUCGACUCGCAUCCGGAAGCCCUGGAGUGGCAGAACAACGGAUUCAGAUUCCCUUGGAACCGCACGGCACCGGUUUCUAAAGAUCAGGAAUCGAGUCCUGAUGUUGUCGUGUCCGAGCCCACUCAGAAAAUUGCCUCGACUGCAACUGAGGACUGUGUAUAA